GGCUGAGUGAGUAUGGCUUUACAGACUCCACUGUUAUAGAUAUGACAACACACAGGUAAUAGUUAGUAAGAUGUCAACAGCAGGUCAGGUGAUCAGAUGCAAGGCAGCUGUUGCAUGGGAGCCUAGGAAGCCUCUGUCCAUUGAGAAUGUGGAUGUGGCCCCACCUAAGAGCCAUGAAGUCCGCAUCAAGGUUGUUGCCACGGGUGUCUGCUACACGGACUGGCAAAGUCUGUAUCAGACUGGAAAAGGGGGGAGGUUGAGACCAUUCCCGUUAGUACUCGGCCAUGAAGCAGCGGGGAUAGUGGAGAGCGUCGGGCCUGAAGUCACCAAAUUCGCACCGGGUGACAAAGUUAUUCCACUUUUUCUGCCACAGUGUGGGGAAUGUGAUCGAUGUCGGGGCCCUGAAAUGACCAGAUGCAGGAAGAAAUGGGCGAACACAGAAGUGGGUGUAAUGGCUGACGGCACAAGCAGGAUAUCUUGCAAUGGCCAGCAGGUGUACCAGUUCCUUGGCGUCAGCUCUUUCUCCCAGUACACUGUGGUUUCUGAUGCCUCACUUGCAAAAAUAGAAAGCGACGCACCGCUUGACAAAGUGUGUAUCCUGGGGUGUGGCGUCUCCACCGGUUAUGGUGCUGCUGUUAAUGCAUGCAAGGUUGCAAAAGACUCCUUGUGCGCCGUGUUUGGGCUCGGAGCUGUCGGACUGGCAGCCGUCAUGGGCUGCCAGGCCGCUAAGGCGAAAAGGAUCAUCGCGGUCGACUUCAACUCCGACAGGUUUGAGAAAGCCCUCAUGUUCGGAGCCACUGAGUGUAUCAACCCUCAAGAUAUCAGCAAGCCCAUCCAGGAGCAUCUGGUGGAGAUGACGGACGGAGGGGUGGACUACGCUAUGGAGUGUGAUGGAAGUCCAAAUUUUAUGAGUGCUGCGCUGGAGUCUACAAUAGACGGCUGGGGAACCUGCGUCAUUGUUGGGUGGACGGAGGAAGAAACAUUGAGCGUCAUGGUUGAAAAGAUUCUGAUGGGACGCACCUUGAAGGGGACUCAUUUUGGAGGUUGGAAUAGUGUCGAUGGUGUGAUUGAACUGGUGAAAGACUACAUGCAAGACAAGCUGAAGCUGGAUGAGUUCAUCGACCACAACCUCCCGCUGAACCAAAUCAAUGAGGCCUUUGAUUUAAUGGAGAGUGGGCAAAGCAUCCGUACUGUUAUCAGUCCGUGGUAAGAGGAAACUGCACCUUCAGUGACUACCAUAAUAAGAAGAAUUAACAUGGUCAUGAAGUGAAUAUAUUUUACAUGCAUGUCUGCAGUGUUUUUAUGAAAUUAUCUAAGCUCUUUUUCUUAAAAUAUAUUGACAACUACAAUGUUUUCCUUGCUUGACUUUGUAACAAAUGAGCACCUUGUCCACUAGAGGGCAGUCUUAUAUCAUGUAAAAAGCCUCUAUGUUUGCAUCCAUAAAUACCAUUUUAUACCAUUUAUAAAGACAUUGCUUUC
Messenger RNA from Anoplopoma fimbria (sablefish), 1479 nucleotides. RefSeq names its product alcohol dehydrogenase class-3-like. The record is from RefSeq and is a predicted model, not a curated record. Gene Ontology annotation, biological process: formaldehyde catabolic process. Lineage: Eukaryota; Metazoa; Chordata; Actinopteri; Perciformes; Anoplopomatidae. The transcript is spliced from 10 exons. Gene Ontology annotation, cellular component: cytosol. Gene Ontology annotation, molecular function: S-(hydroxymethyl)glutathione dehydrogenase [NAD(P)+] activity; zinc ion binding. The coding region runs from base 71 to 1210 and encodes 379 amino acids.